AUGGCCCACGACGAAAUCCACCUGCCUCCAGCAGAGGACCCAACCUCGAGCGACGAGGAAACAGUCAAGGGCAUGCGAGACUCGGACCACAUUGUCGACAUCCUUGAAGAAGAAAGACAAGAACAUGCUGCUGCACCAGUCACCAGCCACGGCCCGCUCGCAAACCGCUAUCGCGAACUGCUGUGCGACCAAGAUGAUGCACCAGAUUCGGGGUCGGCCGAGGGACUGCCCAGGAGGGUAGGAAGCCCCAUCGACUCGUUGCUAUCUGUGCCGGACGGAACGCCCUCCAUCCAAGGCUCGGUGCUAAGCUCUCCAGGCAGUAGUAUUCUGCCUUCGGUAGCUUCCCGGCCUGGCCUCAACAGUCCACGGCCCUCGUUCAGACCCUUCGACAGACGCUUCUCAUCACGUAUAGCCUCGCCUUCCACUCUCUCCCCGCGGCCAUCGUCGCCAGCCUUUCUCGGUGGUCAUAGCCGCACCGCCUCCCUGACUAGCCAGUUACUCUUGGAUCCAGGCGACACCGACACCCCUACACCUCCUUGGGAAGUCGUACGGUGGACGAGGUUGAAGAAACUGAAUGGGCAGGCCUUUUCCGAGGCCGGUAAGCGCAACUUUGGCGCCCCCACCUGCAUUGCUGUUUCUGCCUCCAUAGUCCUGGGCACAUCCAAGGGCAUAAUCUUAAUGUUUGAUUACAACCAGAAUUUGAAAAUGAUUAUUGGUCCUGGCACCAAAGCCGUCGAAUCGGGUCCAAUUACUUCCAUCGCCAUUUCUGCCGACCAUACUACGGUUGCUGGAGGGCAUGCAAGCGGCAAUAUAUUCACGUGGGACACUAAUAGGGCCUCGCGGCCCUUCUUGACAAUACCUCACCUGGAGUCAGCUCAGCUUCAGAACAGAACCGUAGACGGCCAUGCGCCAGACGUCGCGGUUACGCAUCUAGGAUUUCUGGGCACUAGACAUACUGCUUUGGUCUCGGCCGACGAUAAGGGAAUGGCUUUCUCGCAUCUAGCCACUAGAGGGACCGGUGCUUUGGGAAGGACUGUCAAAACAGUGAGGAUCUUAGGCCGCUAUCCGAAUGCCCCGACACCAGUUGACAAGCUUCUCAAGCCGAGUACCGUGUUGGCAUUUGCAUCACUCCCGCUCGGCAAUGUUGAUCGGGCUACAGAUGGUAUGGGGCUGACAGCAAUGUUGACACCGUAUUUACUGGUCAUCGUCUCGACCACCCCAGUGGCACAGACACAGCACAAAUCGGCACGACCAAAGGACGUGGAGCCUCACAGCGCCAUGAGUGGCUGUUUGGCUUGGUUUCCAGCAGUCAGACUGAAAGUGCCAGACCCCAAUACCGGCAGCACCAUGUCCAAAGUCAAACUUGUCUACUGUUGGUCGAACGUAUUAACCGUGCUUGACGUUGAUGAGAUUCCCACAGAUGACAAGGAUAAGCCUCCAACUUUGAGGUUCAAGGCACGAAGCAGGUGGAAAUGCGAAGAAGCAAUCGUAGCCGUCCAGUGGCUCAGCCGGUCCGUUCUUACCGUGCUGACAAUAUCGCAACGACUCAUUGUGCUCGAAGAUCGCACCAUGCGAAUGACCGAGGCUUUCGAUCUCAUACACAAACAUAUAUACCAUGCAGAUCUUUUUUCGACACAGUUGCACGCCCUAGUCGAGCAGUUAGACGAAGAAGAUACGUCGAUGCACGGAGUAGUUGCAGAUGCAUUCUAUAUGAGUCUCAAGGCGUACAAAGGAAGACUAUUUCUUCUCGGCUUCAAUGAUGUCUCGAUAGGAGCGCUGUCAAAUUGGGCCGAUCGAUUGAUUGCGUUGAUGGAGAAUGGUGACUACGUUGGUGCGAUUCAAUUAGCGACGUCUUAUUAUACAGGCGAUGCCGACAAACUCACCGUCGGACUACCAGAGGAUACAGAACUACGGCAUAAGAUGGUUCACGACAAACUCGUUGAGAUCAUGAGCGCGUCGCUGAAAUAUGCAUUCGGACAGAGACAAAAGAAUAAAGCUUCUGCGGAUGACCAACAUCUCCAAGAGCUAGCUGAGACCUGUUUUGUAUCUUGUCAAAGCAUCAGUGAUAUUGACUUUGUUUUCGACGAAAUGUGGGAGUGGUAUGACGAUGGUGAUGUGGAAGGCAUUUUCCUCGAGACUCUGGAACCGUACAUCCUGGAACAGACCAUUAAAAUGGUGCCACCCACGGUCGUCAAGGCCAUGGUCACACACUUCGUGAGCAAAGGUUGGGAAAGCCGGCUGGAGGAAAUUAUAUGUCACAUGGAGACCGCAACACUUGACAUCGACGAGGUUACUUUGCUCUGCAAACAACAUGGUCUCUACGAUGCUCUCAUAUAUGUGUGGAAUCAAGCGCUCAGAGAUUACGUCACGCCAAUGAUUGAUCUAGUCACUCUCCUGAUUCCUCUCAUGCAAAAUGGGGACCAGGACUCUGGAAAUCUCAUGAACGAUGAGAUCUAUGGCGUCAAUGCGCUGAAGAUGUUUCCGUACCUCUCAUACACUCUCACCGGACGGGUUUACCCUACGGGUGAGGUGAUGGAUGAUGAGACAGCUGCACAAGCAAAAGCUGAGAUAUACUGGUUCUUAUUCUCUGGCCAGGUUGUCACAUGGCCAAAGGGGAGCGACAAGACUUUUCGCACAAGGCCUGCUCAGAGCCAAGAACCGUCAUUUCCAUAUUUGCGCAUGAUCCUUAAAUUCGAUGCUCCGAGUUUCCUAAGUGCAUUGAACGAGGCAUUUGAAGAUUCUUUUCUCAACGAAUCGCAAGAAAAACAUCUGAAUGGUGGCUCAAGGAAAGAUAUACCCGAAGAACAGAUCUUCGGCUUGACAGUCGACCGACAAUACGUGGUAUCCAUUCUUCUGGAAAUCAUGAGCCCUGAAGAUUUUGCACCCGAAGACACCAUCUACUUGGAUAUGUUCAUUGCUCGAAAUUUGCCGAAAUUCCCACAAUACCUUAUCCUCCCAGGGUCUACUCUCAUCAAGAUCAUCACUGGGCUUUGCAACUACCCAGGAGAAGACUUGGCUGACGACGCACAGCUCAGUACUGAGUAUCUACUCUCAGUCUUUGAGCCCCCAGAUCUAGCACCUUUGAUUCCCCUAUUCAAAAACGCUGGCUUCUAUCGGAUUCUCAAGCGUAUCUACAGAAACGACAAGCAGUUCGGCAAGCUUCUGCAGAUAUACUUCGAAGAUCCUGAAGACCGAGAAGAAGUUUUUGAUUGCAUUGGAGAAUGCUUGAGAUCACCCGACUUGACCAAAAGGCAGAUCCAAGAGGUCCAAGAAGUCAUCAAAGUGCACUCGCGAGAUCUCGUCGAGCUUGAUGCUGAGAGGGCGGCUCAGACGCUUACGAAGCACGCCCCAGAGUUACACGAAUACGUCCUAGAAUCGUUGUCCGAAAGGUCUAGGCUUCAAUACGAGUACUUGAAGACACUGUUAGAGCCAGAAGAAGUUCCUGCCGGCGGCAAGACCUCGCUUAAUCGCGACUUUGUUGAGCAAUAUGUGCAGCUCAUGUGCAAGUACCGCCCUUCUCAUGUUUCAGAUUAUGUAGGAUUUGUUCAGACUACGAACUUGAGGCUAGAUAAGCUUCUUCCAACGAUGGAGGAGAACGGCGUCAUUGAUGCUGCGGUCAAGCUUAUGGCCCGCGAAGGCCAAGUCUCCGACGCUAUGAAUCGUUUGAUAAAGCACCUUGAGACUCUCGAAUCGGCGCUGCAGGGCCUCCUAGUAGAGACAAACGGGCAUGGUGAGGAAGUCGAUCUGCAACAGUCUGCUGAACACCUCCUUCAAGGAUUGCAGGACUAUACUCACGUGGGCAUCUGGCUGUGUCAAGGUCAGAUGAAGAUGACCAAGAAGCUGAGUGCUUUACAAAGACGACAAAGUUCGCCGACCGCGAAUGAUCUUACUCCUGACGAGAAGUUGUGGCUUGACUUGAUCGAUGCUACUGUGCAGAUCACCCGCAGACUGUCCACUAUUGUAGCACCAUCAGGCGCGGGUUCCAAAACUGUGACUAAUCGGCAGCUUGACACGGAGAAGCUCGUAGCACUCCUUCGAUCAUUGGUGCAGCACACCUUUACUGCACUUCUUACCGCGACAUCUGCACAAAGCACAUCUCCGACCUCUUCUUCUCGCCUGGCGUCGUCCUCGUCAGGCAGCUCGCUCACCUUCCUUCGCAUAUUGAAAGCAUUUCUUACGCAGGCGGCAGCUGCUUCGCCAAACCUAGCAGAUCUCCGUGCUGUUCUCGCCUCAAUCUUCUCGGCCUACGCGUAUGAAGAAUCCAUCCUACGUCUUUCAAGUCGUAUGUUAGAACAGCAGCUUUUUGUCAACGUCCAGUCCGCAGUACAACUCAGGCAACGCGGAUGGCGGCCAAAGGGGUCGACCUGUGAAGCUUGCGGCCGGAGACUUUGGGGCCCUGGAGUGCAGGGUAACGUUUUUGAAGCUUGGGAGGAGAAGCAAGCUAUCGAAGACAGGAAAAGGGCAGAGAAGAAAGCGGCCAAGGCUGCAAUUGGCGCUCCCCGAGAGAGGGACAAGGGCAAGGCUGCAACCCCGAUCGCAACUCCUGGGGGUUAUUUUGAGGCCUUUGGACCAGACAAAGGAAAAGAGAAGAAUGGAGGUACGAACAAAGGCAUGACCGGCUCGUUGACUGGCGCUGGAAAUGGCGAAGACGACCGCGCAGCAACCGCGGGCGAGAACACGAAUGGGAAUAGUCGCGACCAGCUUCUCGGACCUUUAGUCGUGCUGGCUUGCAGACAUGUAUACCAUCAGAACUGUCUUGAUCUAUUGCAAGCUCGGAAGGCAGAUACAUAUAGGACAGUGGAUGAUUUUGGCCGAGAACUGAGGGAGUAUAGAUGUCCUAUCGACGGAUAG
Truncatella angustata is the source of this 4851-nucleotide messenger RNA. RefSeq names its product Golgi CORVET complex core vacuolar protein 8-domain-containing protein. Gene Ontology annotation, molecular function: protein binding. The transcript is spliced from 3 exons. NCBI's taxonomy places the organism in Eukaryota, Fungi, Ascomycota, Sordariomycetes, Amphisphaeriales, Sporocadaceae. Gene Ontology annotation, cellular component: late endosome; HOPS complex. The record is from RefSeq and is a predicted model, not a curated record. The coding region runs from base 1 to 4851 and encodes 1616 amino acids. Gene Ontology annotation, biological process: protein targeting to vacuole; endosomal vesicle fusion.